UCAAACUUAGGGUAUUGAGCAGCCUGACUGCUCAGUGCUCACUUCUUGUGCCCAGAUCAGCAAAGGAAAUCAUUGUUCUCAUCACUGCUGGUGCUGCUGGUAGGAACAUGGAAUGAUUCAGAGCUCAUCUUUACUCUUGUGGCUCCCCAAGAAUGGAGCUGCAGCCGUUUAUCCCCAGAAAAGCUCUUUUCCAGUAUCUGCACUUGCAGCAGGCAGCACAAAGGCUCAGUCCCAGAUCCGACAGCAUGACUGAUGCAAGCUGUCAGCCAAUAUUUGACUUUCCAGGUGAGAUUAGAUUUAGCUUUUAAUUUAAUAUAAACAUAAGUGCAGUGCAAGGCACUUAUUUCACAGGCACCUGCUCCCAGCCUCGUGCAGGCUCCUUAAACACAUCCCUGCUCUUUCUGGGGAGUUUCACCCCAUUAUCCAGUGGAGCUGGAAAAUCCUGAAUCUCCUUAGGGAAGGACACAGCAAAGGACCUCCUUGGGUCUCUGGACAUACUGAGCUACUCAGAGACGGGGAUUCUCAGCUGAGCUAAAGCUGCACCUUCAAGAGUGAGAAGCAGCAUAAUUGGCAAGGAUGACCAAGAUGCAGAACUUCACUUGGGCAGUGGAAGAUAUUUUCAAGGAAACCUUCCUCAAUUACAUGAACAGCUGGAGGAGGAACAUGACAGAAGCAACGGACAAACUGCAGGCUGAGGUGGCUGCUGAAAACUUUGACUACGUUAUCCUGUACCUGAUGGUGAUGAUUGGGAUGUUCUCCUUCAUCAUCGUGGCCAUCCUGGUGAGCACUGUGAAAUCCAAGAGGAGGGAGCACUCCAAUGAUCCCUACCACCAGUACAUCGUGGAGGACUGGGGGGAGAAGUACAAGAACCAGGUGCUGAACCCAGAAGAUCUCAAGUGUGUGGUCCAUGAAAACCUGGGGGCAAGGGAUAAAACAAGCCCAGAGUCCCCCUGACUUUCUGGGAACGCCAGCAGUGAGGGAUUCGUGGAGCCACACAGAGGGAACUCACUGGAAUUCCAAAGAGCUGUGCAAGUGUUGAUUCAAUUUGCACACUGGAAUUCCAAAGAGCUGUGCAAGUGUUGAUUCAAUUUACACACAGGUCAAUGGACAAUGGAGUCCUGAGGAAAUCAAUGUCAUGGUUCCUGUGAAAGUCCAAGAAAAAUUUGGGAAAAUAAAGCCAUGACAGGGAAAACUU
Molecule: messenger RNA, 1195 nt
Organism: Zonotrichia albicollis (white-throated sparrow)
Lineage: Eukaryota; Metazoa; Chordata; Aves; Passeriformes; Passerellidae
Source: RefSeq, a predicted model, not a curated record